AUGAAAUCCUUCUCUGGUGAUGUCUGUCGCGGCGGUACAGACGAAAGGUUGGCACAGUUUCAUCGGGGUCGUGGGAUGGAGAGCCGAGGACUUGUCCGCACAAUUCAACAGUCUUCGCUACGCAGCAAUCGUGCUUUGGGUUCCGGUGAAAACCACUUCACCGAUUCCUUCCAACCAACUUUUCCUUCGAAAUGGAGAGUCAUGCGGCAAGCUAAUCCUUACAACCACAUUUCAGCCAUCGAAUCAAGAAAACUCAUUCGCUUAUCACCACGCCCUGAAUCGAUGCAUUCUGAUGAGGCAUACAGCGACCUGUGUCGUGCAAGUUGUACCUUAAUCUAUGAUUUUGUGUGUGUCUUUCUGGUUUAA
Molecule: messenger RNA, 366 nt
Organism: Protopolystoma xenopodis
Lineage: Eukaryota; Metazoa; Platyhelminthes; Monogenea; Polystomatidea; Polystomatidae
Source: the annotation of a GenBank genome assembly